Molecule: messenger RNA, 606 nt
Organism: Dibothriocephalus latus
Lineage: Eukaryota; Metazoa; Platyhelminthes; Cestoda; Diphyllobothriidea; Diphyllobothriidae
Source: the annotation of a GenBank genome assembly
AUGAUUCUACCAUUUUUUAUAUUGACUAUUAAUUCUAUAAAAGGAACCCUUGUCAAGAGACAUCGCAUCGCAAAACCACCGCCAAACGAUCACCUCUUCUACACUGUCCACGACUUCAAUGUGGGCAUGGACUUGGAGCUCUACGGUCGUAAGAUUCGGUUGGUGGCCUGCGAUAAGUUUACGGAGAACUUUUUGCGUAAACUGGGCGUGCGGGUGAAUGAACCGGAGCCUGUCCCGGAAGAUCCCUAUACGUCCCUUCGUCUGGGGAUCAGCGAGGCUAUGCAACCAAAGAGGCCGUACUCACCCGUUGACAAACUGCGCAAGUUCUUGGAUCACGACAGGCACGUACUGCGAUUCAACUGCUUUUGGGACGAUACUGAGUCGUUGUAUGGUGAUGCUCGAGAAAUGAUCUUACACUACUUCCUAGGUGAGUCUACAAAGUUUGACCAGCACCGAAUACAUUCUGACCGCACACUAAUCCCUUCCCUGGGGGGAGGGGAUUUUGAGGCACCUUGUUUAACUUGCAUGAUUACCUACUUAUUCCGUAACAGUAAGUAUGUUUUGCUUUGCUGCUUUGGCGUCAGCUGUUUUACUUACCGUUUUUAA